Molecule: messenger RNA, 4546 nt
Organism: Syngnathoides biaculeatus (alligator pipefish)
Lineage: Eukaryota; Metazoa; Chordata; Actinopteri; Syngnathiformes; Syngnathidae
Product: centromere protein F
Exons: 18
Coding region: 285-4403 (1372 amino acids)
Biological process (GO): metaphase chromosome alignment; mitotic cell cycle; regulation of G2/M transition of mitotic cell cycle
Cellular component (GO): spindle pole; nucleus; chromosome, centromeric region
Molecular function (GO): dynein complex binding; microtubule binding
Source: RefSeq, a predicted model, not a curated record
UCCUUCUACGUCACUAAGCCCCGCCUCGCCUCGCCUCGUGCCGCCACCCCUCUUGUCGGCUGGUCAGCCGCACGCGACGCGACUCGACGCGCCGCAUCCUCCUCGCUGCUAUCUGGCGAGGGCAAAACGACAACAAACUGGACGAUAUCAGCCUCCUCCAUUCUCGGGAAAGGGGGCGAGUCUAUCUCGAGUGAAACGCGGCGAAGAGUGAGGCUGACUGCGGGUCGGCGCCCUUUUCCUCAACUCCUGUAAAGUGGAUGGCCUGAGCAGAGAGGCGGCGAGAGAUGAGCUGGGCCGCGGAGGACUGGACGGCGGGCCUGUCGGGGCGGGUUCUGCAGAAAGUGAAGGAGCUGCAGGCCCAACAGGAGCGUCUGUCCAGAGAGAACAAGCAGAAGCAGCUGCAGCUGGACAACAUCCACAUUAGCCACGACAAGCAAAGCGCGAAGUACGAGGAGGUGCGCGGGGAGCUCCACGCCUCGCGCAGGGAGCUCCAGAGCGUCCGGGAGGCGGCCCGCCUUGCCGAAACCGCCGGUCAGCGCCUCAGCCAAGAGCUUCAGUCCAAGCAGGCCCAAGUCUGCUCCUUGGAGGGCCAGCUCGAUGCCGCCCGGACCCUCAACAACAAGCUCGCCCAGGAAGUCAAACGGCUGGAGGCAGAACUAGAGAAGUCACAGAACGGCGGCAGGUCUGCAGACACUUCUUUCGCCACACCCCGCUGGAGUACGAGCUCGCCCAGGGAAAACCUUGGGAGCCGAAAGGAUGAGAGGACGGGGCAGAGAGAGGAAUCGCAGCAGCGCUCACUACACAUCCGACGGCUCCAGUUCUCGGACGCUUCCAGUACCCCGUCGCCGCGGCAACUCAAGACCUCGCCCCGCAGCCACCCGUCCGACCAAUCGGACUCUUUCGCCACUCCCUCGUCGGUUUUUCCAUGGGAGCGUGACGACCCCAGGCCGGCGGCCAGGAGGCCAUCUCCGUCUUCUCCCCUGGCGCCCGGUCCUGCCCACCAGUCGACGGAGGCGGCGCCUGAGAGGGAGGAAGAACCCUGCGCAGCAAAUGACACGUCGCUGUCACAAAUGCGGCAUCACGCGGCGUCUCUGGAGGAACAGCUGAGUGUGAAGACGGAGACGCUGAAGUCGCUCCAGGCGGAAAUGGCGCAGGCCAAGAAGAAGAUGGCCGCCGCGGAGCUCGGCCUGCAAAGAGCGCACAACGAACUCAGCGUGGCGCACGCGCGCAUCAGUCAGGAGGGCGAACGGGCGUUGGCGGCUGAGCAGAGGCUCAAGCAGCUUCAAGAGGAGCUCAAAUGUCAGCGGCAGAACGCCGAGAGCAGUCGACUGCAGCACCAACAGCGCACGAAGGAGCUGGACAAGCAACAUCAGAGGGACCUGCUGGAGCUUCAGAAGGAGAAACAGUGCAUGGAAAAGCAACAUCAGCAGGAAGUCAACAAAGCCAACCAGGAGUUGCUGCAGGCCAGGAUGCUUCACAACGGCCUGCAGGCCCAGACUGACAAGCUGUCUCAGCAGAAGCAAGCGCUGGACAAAGAGUUGGAGUCUUUGAAGGAAAAGGUCAAAUUCACAGAAGCGCAGCUGCAGGAGAGCCAGAAGAAAGAGACGCAAAUACAAGCAAAACUGAAGGAGGUGAAGCUCGAUGCGGAGGGCGUGGCCGUCGGUCUGGAGCAGAGCAAGAAGAGAGAGCGGGUUCUGGAGGAAGAGAUGAGGAGAGUGGCAGGGGAGCGGGCCGACGCCCUCCGACUUCUCAAAGAACUGCAAGAACAAAAAGCUGCUCCCUCGGCAGAACGCGCACAACUCCUACCGGCUUCUCCUGUCGGACAGAGUUCCUCGUCUCAGGCCUCCCCGCAUCACGCUCGCCCGUCUGCGUGCCCCAAGAGGCCUUCCACCCCGCGAGUCGAGCCCAGGGGGCUCAAGCAAGACGAGGAGCUCCAGCAAAAAGCAGAUCUUUCCAUGUCCUACCCGUCUGACAGAGAACCCGGAGAGGGGAUUGAUUCUGAGCACAUGGCUGCAGACGUCGAGUGUUCCCACCGGCGAAGGGACCAGGAAGCGAAGGAGUCCUGCGUAUCCGACACUGCUGAGGGCGACAAGGGCGUAAUAAUUCUCGAUGCUCUGAAGUCCGAGCAGACGACCCACACCGAGGACCUGCAGAGGGAGAACGCCGCGUUGCGUUCGGAGCUCCGCGAAGUGCGCGAACAACUCCGGAAACGACUGGACGACCUGGAGGUCCUGCGGCGCGCCGAAGCGGAGGCCAGGACGCGACUGGAGCAACUGAGCCGUAACGGCGUGGGGAAGGCGGAGUUGGAGAGGGGGAAGAAUGAGAAGGACGGCUUGAGGAAGACUUUGGAGGAAAGAGAGGAGCACGACAGGAGCGAGCAGACGCAAGACGAUCGGGAGACGCAAAUGAUGCAGCUCAACUGCGAGCUGAAGAAGCAACUGGGGGAAGUGAAAGUCCAACUGGCCUUAGAACAAGACUGCAGAGAGCGAGAGAAAGAGGAGCUGACUCAAAUCAGCAACGCGGAGCGGGAAGGAAAACGAGAACUGAGCAUCCAAUUAGAAGAACUUAAAGCUCAGCUUGCUGAACUGAAGCGCGGUAGAGCUCCAGAGUCUCGAUGCGACGAGAAACCGCUAAGCAACACUGACCGGCUCAACUGCAACAUCCUGAUCUCAGGUAAAGAAUUGCCGUCGCCGGAGCACGACGCCGUCUCCUGCCAGUCCACCAACCUGCGCAACGCGCUAGUUUCCCAGCGAACAACAACGGGGCCGCAGCACACGCAGCUCUCGCAGGAGGGACAAACGGGCGCACCGGUGUCCGAUUUGAGAGACACCUCCGCAGAACGUCUCCGGGAGGAGAUUGAACGACUGAGGAGAGAAAACGCACAGGAGACAGAACGUGCCGAGCAGCUCCAAGUUAAACUGACGGCCCUUCAGAACCAGCUGACCAGCCAAACCAAACAGCUGACGGCGGGAUUUGAGAAGCAGAGCCAGUACAUCUCGGGACUUCUGGCUGAAGUGCAGGAGAAGGAGGGCGCCCUCCUCAGCCAAGCGGAGGAACUGCAGCGCCGCACGCGAGAGCUGGACGCGCUCAAGUCCGAGAGAACGGGAAGAAAAAAGGGAAAAAUUUGUAAGGUGGAGCACGAAAGCCAAAUGGAGGCUGUUUUUAACUCCCUGGGUUCCUUAAACCGUAAAACAGACUUUUCUUCCACUUCAAUUCAACGUAGCUCACAAAAGGACUCGCUUCAGCAAAAACACGAUGCAACCGAUGUGGACAAUACAGCGGGAUCGACUCAACCGCAUGGCUUAGGGGGCUCUGGUAAGCCUCAAAGCACCCAUUGCAGUGCUUUGGGCGCACCAGACAAAGGACAAGUACUCGGGGCUCCCCAGCACGAGGACCGAGUAGACUUGGAAUGUGACGCCCUGCCGUCUGCACCACUUGACAGAACCUCAGGAACGAGAGGAAGUGCUGAUGAGCUGAUCAAGCACCUGCAGACACGGGUGGUGGCACUGCAGAGGGAGCUGCAGGAGCACUCGAAGGUGGCCCAGCAGCAGGCCGAAGAGUUGGCCAUCUGGAGAUUGGCCUCUCAACCUCCCUCCAUGUUGGAUCGGGGCCUUCCCAGCCCGGGGGCGCAAUCUGAAAGGCAAACCCAGCACGGCGCGAAGGACCUGAGCGCAGCGCUGGUCGUCAGAAAGGAUGAGCUGUUGCUCUCUUGCGUCUCCAACAAGCUGCAAGGUCGCAUGCUCUCCGCCAGCUUGCAGCAGAGCGGCGUGCCCGAGAGGAGCAUCCAGCGGCCCCCGCAUGACGAGAACCAGCCAUCAGAAAAGGAAGCCCAGCGUUCAAGCCCACACGAUGACCCAGAACAUCAUCGAACGGCUCAGGAACACGUCAGCCAAUCUUGCGCACCAAAUUCUGAUGGCGGCCGGAGAGCGACCAAAGACUUGAGCGCGAGCGCCAACUCCUCGGCCAGAAACGUCGGCACGCAAACGCAGGAGCGCCUGUGCCGCGGCGGCGCCGAGGUGGCCCCCGGGCGCCUCUGCGUGCACACGCAGACCGCAGCCGAGCCCGAGGAGAAAGAAUCGGUCAACCCUUGCCCUCGCGUAAUUCAAGCUGCGCCAUCUGCGGGACGCGAGACGCGAGACAAAAUGAUCUUUUCCACUUCCUUCCCCAUCCCGGCCGACCCGGUGCGUCUGGCCGAACGGAUACGACGGAACAGGACGCAGCUGUCUGCCGCUUUUGACGACACCGAGUACGAACCCUACGGUCUCCCGGAAGUUGUCAUGAAAGGUUUUGCCGACAUCCCCAGCGGGCCCUCGUGCCCCUACAUCGUGAGGCGGGGCUUGUUGGGGACCGCCGUCGUCCCCGUCACUCAGAAGGAGGGCGUCCCGGAGGACGAGACGGAUUGACCACGUCCUUCCCGGGUCGCACGAGCCAACGGUGACGGGAUCGGUCGGCGGUGACGGACGGACCCACGGCCAAAGCUUUUCGAGGAUGUCGUGAAGUCCGCUCGCGAACCUCCAGCGCGCACGUGACGCUUUUGUCGUCCUCG